This is a messenger RNA of Microdochium trichocladiopsis, 906 nucleotides long. RefSeq names its product trypsin-like cysteine/serine peptidase domain-containing protein. The transcript has 7 exons. Lineage: Eukaryota; Fungi; Ascomycota; Sordariomycetes; Xylariales; Microdochiaceae. Gene Ontology annotation, biological process: proteolysis. The record is from RefSeq and is a predicted model, not a curated record. Bases 1 to 906 code for a protein of 301 amino acids. Gene Ontology annotation, molecular function: serine-type endopeptidase activity.
AUGGCUCGCACAUCCGGUCUCGUGGCGCCCCUGAUCCUCAGGCUUAUUGCUACCGUCGCUGCCGCUUCUCUCCCGGGCCCAGAUGCCAAUGGCAUUCUGCCUGCCAUUGGCUAUGACCCGUCCGCAGCUUUCUCUGUGGCGCAAGACGCUCUCCCUGCCGAAGUGAUUCACUAUAACACGCAGGCUCUGCUUGCCAUGGGCAACCUAGUUGCUGAGCCUAGCAACCACACUGAAAUCGGCAUGGCUGAGCGAGACAUCUUUGGGAACGACGACAGAGAGAACUGGGAGAACAGCGAUUAUCCGUACUCCGCCAUGGGAAAGCUCUCGUGGUCAGACGGCCAUUGGUGUACAGGAACACUGAUUGGCCCCCGCCAUGUUCUCACAGCUCGACACUGCACGCCUACAACCGAUCCGAGCAUCAGCCUCCGCUUCUCCCCCUUCUACUACGACGGCGAAACCCGCUACUCUGGCUCUCCUGUCAUCGCGUUCAUCUGGCCGACCGAUGACGCCGGUGAGUGCUACUACGGCGAGGACUGGUCAGUGCACAUUCUGCAGGACCGUCUAGGCGAGGCUCAGGGGUGGCUCGGUGCCCGCGCGCUCGGGCCGGAGUGGCUCGACCGCGACAUCUUCCACAACUUUGGGUACCCCGCGGACCGUUUCAAUGGCGAGCGGCCCAUUCGCUCUGCUGGCGGCCGGAUGUUUGAGAUGGGCGGUUGCACCAGCGACAGCCCUACACUGAGCAACAUUGAUGUUAUCUCUGGCCAGUCUGGUAGCCCCAUCUGGGAGUACAAUCCGGACAGAUACGUGCAAGGCGUCCUGUUCGGCUCGAGCCCCUCGAGUUCCGUGUGGGCAACAGGUCAAUCCUUUGUUAAUGGCGUGGUUGCAGCCCGCAAUGACUUUCCUUAG